UUUUCUUUCAUCGCAUUUCCUAAGUAAGUGUAGUCAUUGGAAAAAUCAGAAUACUUCACAAUUGUUACAGGUGGAAGUUUCCUCAUUAUAGUAACAUUUUAGUUGAUAAAAAUAUGCGAAACAUUGCAAAAACACAGACGAAAGUAGUUGGCAAUGCAAGUUUUUGACAUACUCGUCGCUUGACGACAUUCGCAAACGUAUGGCUAUCGAAUUUGCGAAAACGAAAUAGACUGUGUUGUAGUGAAAAUUUGGCCAGAUUUUGUUUGGGAUAGAGAGAGAUAGAUAAUAUGAUCUAAUUGGAAGUUCUAUAUAAAAUUUUGCUCGGUUUCGUUUUUGUUUAAUUUCUUUUCCUAUCACGAAAAAACUUGAGCGGAGAAAAUCUUUUCAAGUUUAGUAAAAAUUUUGAUAGUUUAAUUUUCAAGCUUGGAAAUUUGUGAAAAAUUGUCACAGUGAAAAUCUUUGAAUGAAUAUUCGAGUAGGCGGUGGACGUACUUCGAAAAGAAGAGACGAAACCUAGCCAAAUUUAUAACGAAGAAAAAAUCUUACCAACUUUUCUCUUUCAACAAUUUCUAUAGUGCGACCAAGGAAAUGGUGUGGCUGAAAUAAAGAUAGAAAAAUAUAAUACGAAGACAAAAAUUCAAUAUUUCGAUAGAAGAAGACGUUUUCUCAAAACAUUAAAACUAUUCGAGAAAAAGAACUAUUAUCCAUUUAGCAUAUUUGUAGCAGCUGGAGCGAUAUUGACCAAAAACAGUUUGCUAUCAUUCUGCAGUAUCUGAAAUAAGGGUAGCAAAAACAACAGCUGUCUACGGCAAAAGUAGCGGCAGCUAGCUUAAAGGCCAUUGAAAUGAACACAAAAGCUGACGUCAACAGGCGAGUUCUGGCUAUACAAGCCAAGAAGAAACGACAUAAGCCCAACAAGAAGCGUGGUAAACAGAAUGGCGUGGUUGGUGGUUCCGGUACUAGUGUUGGUCAGACACCGGGAAAUUCUAAUAAUAGCAACCCAAGUGGUGCUCCACCAACAUCUCCUAUUUCGCCUGAAGGUGAAAUCACUGCGAAAAUGUCUAAAUCCUUUAGUGGAGCCCCAUCUACAAGUGGCACAGGAUCAUUAGCUACUAAUACGCCAGCUACAGGAUCUACCAAUAAUUUAGACGAUAGUUCACAUCUGAGAAGUUCGGUGAAUAACGUCAGUGGUGGCGUUGGCGGUGGCGCUAGUGGAGGAGGUAAAAAGUCCUCUUCUAACUAUCAGCAGCAGUUGUUGCCGCAGCAGCAGCACCAGCAAAAGUGUAUGAACAAUUUCCAUGUGCAGCAACAAUUUCAGAAUAUACAACAGCAUCAAUAUGAUGAUCCUCAGAAUCAGCAACAGCAACAGCAACAGCAACAACAAUAUCAAUACCCGCCACGCAGUUCAUCGAACGAUUCGGAAGAUUCUGAAUUGAAUAGUGAAAACGAGGAGCAAGAAUUGAAAGAAGACUACUGCAAAGGGGGCUAUCAUCCUGUGAAUAUUGGCGAUUUGUUUCAAGGGCGUUAUCACGUUGUACGCAAAUUAGGAUGGGGCCAUUUCUCCACCGUAUGGCUGUGUUGGGAUUUGCAGGAGAAACGUUACGUGGCCAUAAAAAUCGUAAAAUCAGCUCAUCAUUUUGCCGAGACGGCGAAAGACGAAAUUAAGAUACUCAAAUCGGUGCGCGAUUCGGAACCAAGCAAUCCGCGUCGCCAGAAGACGGUGCAGCUGCUAGAUGACUUUAAGAUCACUGGCGUAAAUGGCACACAUAUUUGCAUGGUGUUCGAAGUGCUUGGCGACAAUUUGCUAAAACUUAUACGUAAGUCAAAUUACCGCGGCAUACCAAUUGAAAACGUAAAGUCGAUUACACGCCAAGUGUUGGAGGGUCUGGACUACUUACACACCUGUUGCAAGAUUAUUCACACCGACAUUAAGCCGGAGAAUGUGCUGCUUUGUGUCGAUGAACAGUAUGUGCGUUCGUUGGCUAACGAAGCUACCGAACUGUAUGUCAUGAAUUAUAAAAUGUUUCCUUCGUUUGUAAGUCGGGCUCCCAAAGAAUAUCGCGAACCGCAAAUUACUGGCAAGAUGAGUAAAAACAAGAAAAAGAAACUAAAGAAAAAGGCAAAGAAACGUCUGGAGUUGUUUAAAAAGCAAUGGGACUAUCUGGAACAGAGUGGCGGUGGUGUGCAGGAGGGCGGAGAAGCGCCAGCCGAGGCUGACGAUAGAACGUUGUUGGCCAACGAUGGCUUCGGCGAUGGCAACAAAGAGCAGCGUGCGCGCUUGAAAGGCGGUAAAUUGGUAAAUGGCGAUGUGACUGAUCCAGAUGAUGGUGAUGAAGAUGGCGACGAUGAAGAUGCAGAACAAGAUGUUAUUGCAGAGGACAAUGCCGCAGAUGGCGAUGCAGAUGACGACGAUGAAGAGGAACAGGUGCUAGGAUGCGACAGCAACAACUCAAAUACGAAUUCACCACGAAAACAACAGAAGCCUACGGCUGUCCACAACGCAACAGAACAAGUCAUCACAAACAGCAUUCCUGGCGAGAAGAAGAAAAAAAAGAAGAAAAAUAAGAAAAACUCAGGGCAUCAGCAACAACAUCAAAAGGAAAGAGAAAACCAACAACAGCAAAAUGAUAACAAAUCAUCAUCGAGCAGUGAUAGCCACACCAUUAAAGACGAGUUGAAUGACUCAGGUAGCUCUUCGCCGACCCUUAAAGGACAAUCAGCAAAUAAGAAAAACGCAUCGACCAAAAAUGCCACCGCAAAGGCAUCGAAAACGCAAAACAACAACAUAAAGAACAACAAUAAUACUAACACGUCGAAUACGAAUCUGACACCUCACAUAAAACAAAAUGCCAAUAAUAAUGAGCAAAUUGUUAAUUGCACAGUAACAACAGCAGCCCCACAGCAAUCCAAAUCCGAGCCGGUUAUAUAUGCGCCUGCAUUAGCUUCACCUCCGGCUGUAAAGCCAAUCCCUCGCAAGGACCCAGCUCUAGAACCCUGUAAGUUUGAUGUUAAAAUCGCCGAUCUAGGCAAUGCCUGUUGGGUUGACAAACACUUCACUGAGGACAUACAGACUCGUCAGUAUCGCUCGUUAGAAGUAAUACUGGGUGCUGGCUAUGAUACAUCAGCGGAUAUUUGGAGUACCGCAUGUAUGGCUUUUGAGUUGGCCACUGGCGACUAUCUAUUCGAACCCCAUUCGGGCGAGAAUUACUCACGCGACGAGGAUCACAUUGCACAUAUUAUCGAAUUAUUGGGUCCGAUACCCCAUAAUAUAAUCCUACGCGGGGCGUAUGCAUCGCAAGCAUUCAACCGUAAAGGUGAACUGCGUAACAUCACCGGCUUGAAACCAUGGGGUUUGGUGGACGUAUUAUCGGAAAAGUACGAAUGGCCACGCGCAGAUGCAGAGUCCUUUGCUGAUUUUCUCAUACCAAUGUUGGUAUUUGAUCGGACGAAGCGUGCAACGGCUGCGGAGUGCCUGAAGCAUCCGUGGCUGAGAUAAAAUACAAUGAUUUGCUGUUGCGCGCAUGCGCCAGCACCAAGCGUAACACCACCACCACCAGAGCCGACAUUGCCCUCACCACUAACGCCAUCUGCAACACUAAUGUCACUGUCCCUGUCGCCAUCACCAUCACCGUCAACUGUGAUGCAUACCACGCACUUAAUUUCCCGCAAUGCCGCAAGUGGCAUGUUGGCGGUAGCAGCUAUGGCCGAACUGGAUGUGGUACAGUGCACAGCGUUACGCAAGCCAUUGGUGGCCACAAAAACCACUUCGCUACCAUUGCCAUUAUUGUCGCAUAAGCGCACCACGCGUUCGGUGUCGGGUGGUGCAGCGACACCCUCGUCAUCGGCGGCUGCUUCGGCAGUUGGCCAAACCCAGUGCUGGCGCAACACGCUCCGGCGUAUGUUUCAGCGCAAGUGACGUUGGCUGCUGCGUGCGCGACGGCGACGCCAACGUGAGCGCGCACUUUGGCAUUGCCGUUGGCGUGGGCGGGGCAAGCGGCGUCGUGUGGUGGUGUUGGCGUUGGCGUACGCGCGCUAUUAUUGAUAGUCGUUUAGAUUUGGAUUGAAUAUUUAUUAAAAAAAUACUAAUAACAAUAAUAAUAAUUUAAAAUAUUAAAAAUAAUAUGAAUGAGGCGUAAAUUAGCAAACGAUGCACAUUAUAUGGAGUAAUAAGGAGGUUUCGUAGGCGGUGUUGACGCAAUAGCCGAUGCAGCAGAACGGGCAUAACAGCAGAAAGAAAAAAAUCACAGCAGCACAACAACAACAAAUUACAUACAAGAAAUUUAAUCAAAAAACAUGUUCUCUCGUAGAGUUUUUAUUUUUAUUUAUCAUUAUAAUGUUUUUAUUACUGUGCAAUCCGCUUCUAUAUAUACAUAAUUAUUUUAUUUAUGAAACGGCAACCAGAAAUAGAAGUAAAUACUUUGUAUCUUAUUUAAUUUAAGACAAUUUGCUAUUUUGCAAAUUAUAUAUAUUUCCUUAGAAGAGUGGUUGGCUAGAGCACAAAAAGUUUGGAGAUUCAUAAGCAAUUACGGACAUUAAUUAAACAAUAUAUUCAUUAUAUAGGAAACGCUUUGUCGCUGAGAAAUUCGUUGUUCGAUAAAUAUUUGAAAUGCAUGUAAAACGUUAUAUAAAUCAAUGAAAACUUAUUUUUGACGUAAAUUUUUAUUUAUUUAUUUUUUUUUUAUAUUAAAAUUAGGUGCUUAUUAUUCUUUAUACAAGCGUUCUCUUUUCCAUUGUUUUUUACGUUUUUGUGAGAAAAGCAUUCCUUUUAGCUCCAAAAUUUGCAAUUGGCUAUUUAAUAAUAUUCCUUUGGAACUGAAAAUCAAUAAAACAAUAAAUUUCUAUUUAAUAAAAUAUUCAAUAUUGCUAUUAUCAAUUGGAAACUAGUUCAACGCGCGAAGCAAUCACAUUUAGAAAGCCAAAAUUUAUAGCCUGUCCAUCAGUAUGUCAUAUUUCGCAUCAAUUUGUUAAUAAUGAGCGCCACGAACAUUUACGAGGACGAGGUGGAUUUUUUAAACUAGUGUGCUAAAAAAGGACUAGAAAAUUAUUAAAAGAAAAUACCCUAUAAACAUGAAAGGCUAAACCUAAGACCUUCCCGGUUUAUCCUUUUAUGUUUGAAUUAAAAAGUAAUAAAAAUUCUGCAUUAUUUUAACUCAGAAUCAAACAACCUAAAAUACAAUUCGUUAGUUUUCAAGCACAAUAUUUUCAUUUGCAAGUAAUACAUUUAAAAAACAAUAAACUAAGAAAUAAGUACAGUUUGUAAAAUUGGAAAAAGGCUCUAAAAGAAAUUGUGUAAUUAUUACAAAAACGUUUUUAGUUAAAAUGGAUACCAUUCUAGAUCAUACAAAAACUUAUAAAAGUUGCAAUGAGUUUCCAGAACUGUUUGUUUCAAAGUAUGAAACUGAACCUGAAGUUACCUGAAGUAACAGACAUUGAGUUAUCAGUAAAUUUGUUUUGGUAAUCAUUAUAAUUCGUGACACUAAAUUAAAAAAAUCCUAAGUUAAUCUGUAGACAAAAUGUACAAGAAUUUUAGUUUGAGAUGUAUUAACAAUUACAGUAAAUGCGAAGAAGUCGAAAAUCAUGUAACUUGUUAAAAAACAUUAACUUUUUAUACAGUACGAAUAUCAAAUAAGGAGAACUUUUAACAAGUUUGCUAUUUUACAAAUACGAAGCCUGAUAAUUAUGUGGUACAUAUACACAGUACAUUUAUUUUUGAACAGAAUCGAACCGAAUAUCUUACAGUUGAAUAAGAAAUUUAAAAAUAAAAAAAUUCCUCCAUUUUUUUUGUUUUUUUUUGCUUAACCAGAACUAAACUGUAAUGACUGAAUAUGUACGAAGAUCAGAGUCGUUCUAUAUUCAUGUGCAUACUCUUAGCUAAAACAGCGCGAAACGGAAAACUGUUAAACGUAAGCUUUAUGUGAAUUACUUUAUUUUAAACAUACUGUUAUAUUAAAUGCAAAAUGAUUUAUAUAUGUAUUAUAAUUAGAUAUCAGUAAAGCUAUAGUAAACUAUAUUUUCUUCAAUAGACAAAAAAUUGAAUUCAUUGGAUUUAGAUGUUUAAACUGCCCGUUUGGAAAAAAUACCUUGUAGAUAAGAGGUAGAAGAGGUUUGCGUUUCCGGUUCCAAACCAUUUGAAAAAGUUGUAUAAUCUAAAACUAAGUGAAACGCCUCAAACCUUUGCACAGUAUUUAUAAAAUUGGAAGUGUC
Bactrocera oleae (olive fruit fly) is the source of this 6204-nucleotide messenger RNA. RefSeq names its product SR splicing factor protein kinase (gene SRPK). Lineage: Eukaryota; Metazoa; Arthropoda; Insecta; Diptera; Tephritidae. Gene Ontology annotation, molecular function: ATP binding; protein serine/threonine kinase activity. Gene Ontology annotation, biological process: regulation of mRNA processing; spliceosomal complex assembly; peptidyl-serine phosphorylation. Gene Ontology annotation, cellular component: cytoplasm; nucleus. The record is from RefSeq and is a predicted model, not a curated record.